CUCCUUCACUCAAUCUCAUCCAUUCCAGAAAGCCACAAACGCAGUGGCUUGUCGAUCAGCGGCCAGGGAGGCAAAUAAUCGCCGUCUUCUCCGCAUUCUUGGCGCAGGACAAGUUUCCUGACUGCUCCGCCCUCGCUUAUGCUUGUGUCUCAGUGGUGAGACCAGCCGGUGAUGUUUUUUUUCCUAUUGGGCAUCCGACAUUCAGAUCUUGGCUGCAGCUUUGUUGGAAGGAAAUGGCGUUGAAGAUAAAAGGCGGGCUUUUCCGGGAUAGCAGUAUGGAUAACUCGUUUUGAAUUGCAAAAGAGUAGGGAAGACUUCGCGGUAUACAAUGAAACAGGUUCUCUUGUUCUCGUUGCUUGUUGGCUUUAAAACAGUCAACGGCGAUACCUCAUCCUGUUCAGCUCCCCCGGCCACCCUCGCGUUGAGUGACCCUCCCUACAACAACUACUUCUACUCGGACUGCAAUGUCGCAGCUCAGGUGGUGGUCACCAGCCCGCUCGCCGAUAGCGACCUGACCGUCAUCGGUCCAAGGUUGAUCGUCGCCUGGCCCGCUGGCAACAGCGGUGCGUGUGCGUUCUUCGCACCGCAGAGUGGCGUCAACGGCACCCUGGCCAUCGAGCUCGUCAACUCGACCGUAGGGACUCCCCUGGCGGCUGUCAACUCGUCUCAAGCAGGGGUCGAGACCACGACAACGCCGGCUGUUGGCGUCUCCGGCGUCUUGCGCUUCAAUGCCUCUGCGGUCCUGACACUCCCCAUCCUGGGGAGUGUCCGGACAAUCCGCGACUUUGUCGAGGGGGCCAGCAUCUUGCGGCCAGAGAUCCAAGAUGCCAUCACCGUGUCAACUCUUGCAGACGGCAGUGUUGCCUUGCAGCGUCUGUGGCUCGACAACGUCACGACGUCCACCCUCAGCUUUGCGCCUUGGAACGAGAACAAUCGCUCGUCUUCUUCUUCUUCUGCCUCGGGCUCGGUCACUCUCAACAACCAGACAGUGCAGUUCGAACAGGGCGAUUACCUCUUUUCAGCUACAAUCGACUACCCGCAGCUGACCCAGCUCACACCUGCCCAGGACCUCAAUGAUAACUCCUCGGACCUGAUCGUGCAGUACCCCGACCAGACCACCGCGCUCUCCUUUCUCUCGUACUCGGAAAAGCUUCUUGCCGGGGCAUGGCGCUUCCUCACCUACUUUGGGCGCGACUCGAUGAUCUCCGCCUUGCUGCUCGAGCCGGUGCUCAGUUAUGGCAACGGCAGCGCCAUCGAGGCCGUCAUCGGCGCAGUCUUGGAGAGGAUUGAUCGGACGGAUGGGAGUGUCUGUCAUGAAGAAACCAUCGGAGACUAUGCGACCUGGACGAAUCUGCAAAAUAAUAUCAUCAGCACAGCCAUGUCGUGCAGCUACGGAAUGAUUGAUACAGACUACUAUCUUCCAGUUCUGAUGCAGAAGUACUUUGUCGACAACCAUGUAGGAAAGACCAGAUUCUCUGUCUUUUCCAAAAUCUCUGCCGGGUCAAUUGACUCUGCCAAUCUAAACCUCACGUACGGCCAGCUUGCUCUGAUCAACGGCGAGAAGAUCAUGCGUCUUGCGGCCCCGUUCGCGAGUAACCAGACCAAGGAAAACCUUGUCCAUCUGAAAGACGGCCAAAUCGUAGGCCAAUGGCGAGAUAGCACUUAUGGUAUCGGCGGUGGCCGGAUUCCCUUUGACGUGAACACGGCCUUGAUGCCGGCAGCGUUGCGGUCUAUUGCCGUUCUGGCUCGCAAUGGCAUCUAUGCAAAUCAUUCCAACUGGGGAGAGCUUGCAGAUAACUAUGCUCAAGUCUGGGAAGACUCAACCCUUCAGUUCUUCGAGGUCACCGUACCCCAAGCUGAAGCAAGACAGCGCGUCGUCUCAUACAGCGCAAGCAGCAACUUCACGGGACCCAACCAGACAACAACCAUCGACGAGGACGUCCGCUUCUACGCGCUCUCGCUCGACGGGUAUGACGAUCUGGCCCAGGUCCAGGUCAUGCACACGGACGACUGCUUCCGCCACCUCCUGCUCAACACGACCAACCAGACGCAGCUGUCCACCUUGCUCAACGCGACGGCCAAUAACCUCCGCCGCACCUUUCCAGCCGGCCUUCUCACGGAUGUCGGCAUGCUGAUCGCCAACCCGGCGUACGGGCCUGACCCGGUCUACGCGCAGAACUGGACCACGGGCGCCUACCACGGGACAGUGGUGUGGUCAUGGCAGAUGGCGAUGAUGGCCAAGGGGCUAGAGCUGCAGCUGAGCCGGUGCAACGACAGCAAUGCGAAUGUGCCCGACUUUUGUCAAGAUCCAUUCAUCUACAAUAAUGUCCGCAGCGCGUACAAUACCCUCUGGGACAGCAUCGAGGCCAACACGGCCGAGCUCUCGACGGAAAUGUGGUCGUGGGUGUAUGACGGUGGCUUCCAGGUCGAGCAGUUGGCUGAACUCCCGCCUCCCCCUGGCGUGUCAGGGCAGACUGAAUCCGAUAUCCGACAACUGUGGUCGUUGACUUUUUUGGCUGUCAGCCGUCUAGCCGUUUAGCAUGAACUACAUCGUGAUGAGGUUUUGCAAGGUUGAAA
Penicilliopsis zonata CBS 506.65 is the source of this 2577-nucleotide messenger RNA. RefSeq lists its product as hypothetical. The transcript has 8 exons. Lineage: Eukaryota; Fungi; Ascomycota; Eurotiomycetes; Eurotiales; Aspergillaceae. Bases 329 to 2539 code for a protein of 736 amino acids. The record is from RefSeq and is a predicted model, not a curated record.